Molecule: messenger RNA, 1398 nt
Organism: Myodes glareolus (Bank vole)
Lineage: Eukaryota; Metazoa; Chordata; Mammalia; Rodentia; Cricetidae
Gene: Selenoh
Product: selenoprotein H
Cellular component (GO): Golgi apparatus
Source: RefSeq, a predicted model, not a curated record
UCUAGACCUCUAGAGCCUAAUUAACUUUUUUUUUUUUUUUAAGUUUGUGGGUGAAGGUCUUGAUCUAUUGGAGGGAUUAACCUGGGAAUCACCAUCCCCUUGAUUCACCUAAAUACCUGAGAAGUUACCUGAGACUAAAGGCGUCAGCUACUGCGCCUGGGUUAUAAAUGGGCUGGGGUUCAAAGUCCACUUAGCAUAAAAGGCCAUACCCUUUGAUUUCACCACGUGAGGAUAUGGAUCUCCAAGUUCGGUGCAAGUUAGCAAGUUUCUAUAGUCUGUACAAACGGCACGGAAAUGCGGUGUAAACUUCACGUGGAAUUGGUUCACAGAUUCCAGGGUGGACGGUUUAGGUACAGAGAGUCCCUACCCGGAAACGGCGCCAAGCCUGUGUAGUGGUGGUUUUUGUUGUUGUUUUGUCUUUGCUUUUUGUUUUCUCCCGAGUCCCUCAGGCAGGUCCCUUAUGCAGCACAGGGUGGUUUGAUCCGGACCUCUGCACCGCCCCCACCCCCUUCUGAUAGGCAGCGUGGUCGUGCUUGAAGGUCCCGCCUUCAGGUCACGUGGGUGCCUUUACCCGCGCUUCCUUACCCGAGAGGUUUGUACUUGGAAGCUGCGAUUUUGGGCUGCAGGUUUGUCAUUUGGGUUUGCGUCGCCACCCUAUCCUACCAGCGCCCCAGCCCCACAUUGCAUCUGCCGCCGAAGGACCCCACCAUGGCCCCUAACGGAAGAAAGCGGAAGGCCGCGCCGGCAGAAACUGUGGACAAGCGAGAAAAACUGGCGGAGGGCCCGGCGGUGGUCAUUGAGCACUGCACGAGCUGACGCGUCUACGGGCGCCACGCUGCCGCCCUGAGCCAGGCUCUGCAGCUGGAGGCCCCAGAGCUGCCUGUGCAGGUGAACCCCUCCAAGCCGCGGAGGGGCAGCUUCGAGGUGACGCUGCUGCGCCCGGACAACAGCCGUGCUGAACUCUGGACUGGUAUAAAGAAGGGCCCGCCACGAAAGCUCAAAUUUCCCGAGCCUCAAGAGGUGGUUAAAGAAUUGAAGAAGUACCUUUCCUAAGGACGUUGGGCAGGGAGCCCCAUGCUGAGCUUUCAUUCCCUGGAGAUGUUGAAGCAUUUAUGAUAGUGCAUGGCCAAACUUAAGCUAUGUACCUGAAGCCAUAGUUUCUUCCUCACCAGAAAUGAUGGUUCCGUUGUGAGGCAGCCCUUGUAAAAGAUAUUUGGAUUGGUUUAAUAAAAGUUAAAGUGUCUGCGAGCAUGGGUCAAAUUUAGUCUUAAAGGAUGGACACAACUAGUUUCGUGGGUUGUUGGUCUUUGUAGUUUUCCUAAUGCAAAGUAACUUCUGUGUGGAAAUUGUAGGGUCUAUAGUAAAACAUGUGAAACGCUUAUUAAAAAAAAACAUGGA